Rattus norvegicus (Norway rat) is the source of this 6204-nucleotide messenger RNA. Lineage: Eukaryota; Metazoa; Chordata; Mammalia; Rodentia; Muridae. The record is from RefSeq and is a predicted model, not a curated record.
AUUCUGGGAAGUGUUUUCUGGAACAUAAAGAAGCUGUGUUCUAGACAUUGCCAAGGUUGUACCUUGUGUUGCAGCUGUAUUUGUCAUUCGGGUGGUACUGGUUUUGAAGGUAUGAAGGGGUCAUGGAGAGCAGCUGAGGCUUGGCACUGUGAGAGGCCAUGGAAGGACAUUAGUAAAGGUGUAGCCUCAGUUGCAGUUGAUGGCCCAGGACUGAAGGGGUCAUGUAAAGCAGUUGAGCCUUGGCACCAGGAAGAGAGCCUAUGAGAGGCUAUUGGUGAAGCCUAGUUGCAAUGGAGGACACCAGUGUAUUGGAGAUGCCAGAACCAUGGGAUGAUCACCAAGAACAGCAGCAGCUUCCUAGGCAAGCGCUCUACCACUGAGCUAAAUCCCCAGCCCCCAAAGAACCAUUUCUAAGCAGGCCCACUUCCCCCAUGACCUCCUAACUGUUCUUUCCACUACCUCUGGUGGGUGGUGGGCUACAAGGGAGGUUAACGCGUUUAAGAACCCUUUCUUAAAGUAGGUUUUGAAAAAAUAUAAAGCCAAGACUUCUGUGGUGUGUGCGUAAAUAAACGUGUGGAAUAAUGUAUAGGGAGUAAAUAAAUGUAGAACAAAAUAUCCUCAGGACAGAUCUUAACCUGAGGGUUGUGUGCAGUUUUAGCUUCUGUCUUCCUUCUGUGCAGGCAAGAAGUGCUUCAUAGCUGGCGUGGUCCACAUCUUUGGAGUGUCCAGGCAUUAACUCUGUGACUGCUGAAAUAGCCAAUUAGGUGAUUCAGAUGAGAAGCACAUCGGGCCUUUUUUUUUUUUUUUUUUUUUUUUUUAGAUUUAUUUAUUUAUUUUAUGUACAGCAUUCUGCCUGCAUAUGUGACUGCAGGCCAGAAGAGGGCACCAGAUCUCAUUACAGGUGGUUGUGAGCCACCAUGUGGUUGCUGGGAAUUGAACUCAUGACCUCUGCCCGUUAUUCUUUUUUUUUUUUAUACUUUUUUCUAUUUUUCAGAGCUGGGGACCGAACCCAGGGCCUUGCACUUGCUAGGCAAGCGCUCUACCACUGAGCUAAAUCCCCAACCCCGAACUCAUGACCUCUGGAAGAGCAGUCUUAACCACUGAGCCAUCUCUCUCCAGCCUCCCCCCCCCUUUUUUUUUUAAUUCUAGCUGCUGUCAGGCAGAUGCUGUACAAUGGAGCUACAUCCCUUGUCCAUUUAAUUUGAACAUCUUCGUACUAAGGUCUGGUAGUAAGUGCUUCAAAUAUUCUGGGGGGCUAGUUUUGAGGGCUGUAGAGAUACUGCACGAUCUUUGAGAGGACCCAGGUUCAAUUUCCAGUACCCAUAUGGCCACUCACUAUGGUUUGUGACCCUCUCCUGGCUUUCACAUUAUAUUAUAUAUAAUAUAUAUAAAUUAAUAUAUAUAUUAAUUUAAAAAGGGUUGAAUCAAGGCCAUCAUUCUGAUACUCAUUCAUUUCAGUGAUACUGAGAAUUAAGCCCAGAGUCUCAUGCAUACCAGGCAAGAGCUCUACCAUUGAGCUGUAGCCCUAGCGCUCCAUUUUAAAUUUGUUUCACUAAAUUGCUCAAGCUGCCCUUAAAUUCACUCUAUCCCCUUGGUUGCCCUAACUCAAAAUCUUCUUGUCUUAGCCUGACAAGUAGCUGGGCUACAGGUCUGACCCAUCAGGCCUUGUUUUAAGACAUCACUCUUGGCUGCUCAACAUGGCGCCGCAGAAAGACAAGAAGCCCAAGAAGUCAACCUGGAGGUUUCAUUUGGACCUUACUAAUCCAGUAGAGGAUGGAAUUUUUGAUUCUGGGAAUUUUGAACAAUUUCUAUGGGAGAAGGUUAAAGUCAAUGGAAAAACUGGAAAUCUUGGGAAUGUUGUUCACACUGAACGCCUGAAGAAUAAAACCACAGUUGUUUCUGAGAAACAGUUCUCAAAAAGGUAUUUGAAAUAUCUUCCCAAGAAAUACCUUAAGAAGAAUAAUCUCCCUGAUUGGCUUCGUGUGGUCACAUCUGACAAGGAGACGUAGAAACUUCGUUAUUUCCAGAUUAGUUAAGAUGAAGAUGGUUCAGAGUCUGAGGACUAAUUGGCCUUUGCUUUUAAUAAAAUGGAAGGAUGCUAAAGAAAAAAAAAAGACAUCAUUCUAAUCUUGAUGUCUAAUCUAGUACAGAAGCCAAGCAGUGAAACUCUAUUUUUUAAAUAUUAUUUUCCAAAGAUGUAUUUAUUUAUUAUAUACAAGUACACUGUAGCUGCCUUUAGCCACACCAGAAGAGGGCAAUGAAUUCCAUCACAGAUGGUUGUGAGCCACCGAGUGGUUGCUGGGAUUUGAACUCAGGACCUCUGGAAGAGCAGUCAGUGCUCUUAACCGCUGAGCCAUCUCUCCAGCUCUUCAAUAUUAUUUUUAAUGAUGUUUCUUAAACACUUUUACCUCCCUUGUAGUCCACCACCUACCAGAGGUAGUGGGAAAAUAAAAAAAAAAAAAUACAGGGGAAGUGGACCUAUUUAGAAAGGUUCUUUGGAGCAACUGCCAUCUGUGUUAUCUGGAAACUGGCAGUUCAGUUCACAGGUCAGCAGCAGCAGCUUGAUUUACUCGCAAACAUUUCAUGGAUAUACCAACAGUCCAGUUCGGUAGAGUUGGGUAAACAACAGCAGAGACACAACCAUAGAAGAUGUGAGACUCACAAGCGCUGCACAGCUAGCUGUACCAGCAAGCCAAGCUCUAUCCCCAUCACCCCAUGGAGUCCUGUGGAGUCCUGUUUAUACCCUCCAGAACAUCACAUGUCCUCUAUGUGUCUUGCCUCAGCAUGUGCAUCCCAUCAACCAGAGUCUACAGAGUCCCCACAAAUACGGCUCAACCACACAGUGUAAGGCAGACCAAUAUGUGCGUGUUGUUAGCAAAGAGUCCUUCAUCACGUGUCCUUUCAUGUGUUUGUUUUAGCAGAACGUCCCUCUCUCCUGUGUCUGCUUCAGUGAAACAUCCCUUCGUGAGUCGGCCUUAGCCUUUCACACCUGUGUCCACUUUAAUGAAGCGUUUCUUCACGUGUUUGCCCCAGCAAAACACCAGCAAUCGACUUUCCGAAGAACCCUUACGUUCCCUCUUCCAAGCAGGAUGAGGACUAAAGAGUACAUUUGCUUCGUCAUUGAGGUGUUCUUAGACCUUGACUUAGCUUCAGGGGAGUGGCACCCCUAGAUCAGGGUAGGACAUAGGAAAGUAGUAACCGUUCUUUGAGGACAUUUAAUUCUCAAGGAAAACAGAGGAGGUGGCAGAGUCAAAGGAGGCCUUUUAUGUAUAAGGAAGAUUUAAAUGCUGAUGGGAAGGCUCUAAGGAAGGAGGAGCAGUUGAAGAUUGAUGACAAAACCCAAAAUUAUUAGGGCCACAGAGAUGGCUCAGUCAGUAAAGUGCUUGCCAUGCAAGCAGAAGUCCCUGAGUUCUAUCCCCAUCACCCAAGAAAAAAGUGGAACGUGGGGUUGGGGAUUUAGCUCAGUGGUAGAGCACUUGCCUUGCUAAGCAUAAGGCCCUGUGUUGGGUCCUCAGCUCCAGGGGGAAAAAAAAGACAAAAUAACAAAAAGGUGGACCACGCUCAUAUCCCUGGAGAACAGAGACCUGUGCAUCCCUGAAGUUCACUGGCCAGUCAUCCUAGCCUAAGGAGAAAUCCCCAGAACCCAGUGAGCAACAAUGUUUCAAAAAACAAAGUAGGAGCCAGGUGUGCUGGCGUGUAACUUUAAUCCAGGCACUUGGGAGGCAGAGGCAGGUGGAUCUCUGCCAGCCUGGUCUAUAGAGGGAGUUCCAAGUUGAUGAUGAGACUGUCUCAAAAAAAAAAAAAAGUAUUUAAAAAAAGAUCAGGGACAAGAGUUACAGGUUGGGUACUCUGCAGAAUAGGUUCUGGGAAGCAGAUCAGUGUGUCAAAAGUUUUGAUUGAUUGAUUGAUUGAUCAAUUGAUUGAUUUUAGAUAUGCUUUUGGAAUUAACACCUGUAGAAGAAAAUCGUGAAGGAUUGGGCCACGGGAGAAAGUGUGCUGAGAUCUCUGAAGCUAGGAUGAUACUUUAGGGAGACCCUUUAUAGGGACAGGAAGUCUGGGCAGGGAGCCGAGUCCUUAAACUCCGAGUCAAGUGAAGGAGCGAGGCACUCUCGCUGGCACUGGCAGAGGUAAAUCCCCCAGGACAAGGAUUUUUCAGGCAGCUGAAUGCAGUCCGUUGGCAGCACGCCCAGCAGUCAAGGGAACAGGUCCUUCAGCCUGAAGGACACCUAGGUAGUGCUUCUCAGUGCCCAUCUGACCAUCCCAGGGUGGGUGGGUGAGACGAGAGUUUAAGGAGAGUGAGAGAUGUUUAAAAUAGCUACCAUUGUGGCAGAAUGGUUUUUGGUUUGGUUUGGUUUGCUUUGGGUCUUUCAAGACUGGGCUCUCUGUGUAGCCCUGACUAUCCUGGAACUCUGUAAACCAAGCUGGCCUUGAACUUGCAGAUCCGCCUACCCCCUUCCUCUGCUGGGUUGAAAGGCAUGGCCUACUACCAUCCAGUGUCACAAGGGUUUUUAUGUGUCAGGCACAGUGUCCUGCCGUAAAGGAGACGCUGUCCUCUUGGAAGAUCCCGAGGCUGACCCUGGAGAUGGGUGGCUACUGGCGGGCUUCACAGAAGAGCAGGCAAUGGAUCUGGGCUUUGAAGAGCAAGCAGGUGUUGCUCAGCUGCUGUGGCCAAGGACCCUAGAAGACCCACCUCUAGGUCUGGUCAGUCAGUCACCGAGAGCCUUUAGAUCUCAUGCCCUUGGCAGUUUUCCUGUCUGGAUGGACUUCUUGCUAGGGGACCUAAGGGACUUCUACCUUGGGGACCUGGGGAGAUGCCUUUGGAUUUGCCCUUCACCAGCUGGAAGGAGGCAUUACAGGAGGCGUGCUGAAUACUUUAGGGGGAGAAUUGCUGCUCAGACCGGGAGGGAAGAAGCACUUUAGCACCAAAAUUUCAGCUACAGCAGCAACUCUGGGUACAAGGCUCAGAUUUUAGAGACCAAUAUACUUGUAAAAAACAAAAAACAAAACAAAACAAAAAAACCACAAAACAAGACAAAAAAAGAAACUACAAAAACCAAGAGCAAAGCAAGCCCUACAUAUUAUAAUUGUCUCAGAGGAACCCCUCCCUGCUCACAGUUGGAUUUGGUUGCCCUCAGAUGUCACCAUGCCAUAGGUAUUUAUAUGGUCAUCAUAGGUAUCUUGAAUCUCUAGAGCAAUGGUUCUCAACCUUCCUUAUGCUCUGAGCCUUUAAUAUAGUUCCUCAUGCUGUGGUGACCUCCCCAACCAUAAAACCAUCAUUGCUUCUUUAUAACAGUAAUUUGUCCGUGUUACAGUGUUACAGAUUGUAAUGCAUAUAUCUGUGUUUCCCAAUGGUCUUGGACAUCCCCCAAGGGGUCUUGACCCACAGGUUGAGAACCAAUGUUCUAGUGGGUUCUUGGCACUGAGCCUUGCCUGUAGGUAGCCUUGCCUGUUGGCACCAUUCACUGAAGUGAGCAGAGGAAAUCUAGACAAGAACAGAUGGAGACCUCUGGGUAUCCCUGUACUCACCCCAAGGUGUAAGCCACAGAGCAGAAGGGCGGGAGAGCCCAGAAUAGAGACAGCAUUCUACAUACUUAGCUCUAACUCCUGGAUCCCCAUACCAGAUCCUGCCCGUAGAGUUCCAUACCACUUGGUCAUUACCAGGCCAGAAAACAACCCAGGUAUCAUCUUAUAGGGGCCAACAUACCAAUCCCAGGCACUGUCAAACCGAUAGUCACCUGGCUCAGGAGAACUGGAUUACAACAUAAACAUUUUUUCAUAAUUUGCAAAACAAGUCUCAUUUACUUCCUCAUAACAACCCUUCACGUAGAUUUUGUUUUAUCCACCCCCACCUUGUAGAUGAGGUAACAAAGGGUCCGAGAAAUAAACUGUCUUUUCCUAGAACAUCUAACACAGGCAGGACUUGAACUCAGGUCUUUGGUCUCCACUCCCUGUUGAUCCACUAGGUACUGCUACCUCUGGUUCUAGCUCUGCCCUGGGGCAACCUUUAUUUGGGUUUUUGUUUUUCCAGCUGUGAUACGGAAGUCACCCAUUCUGUGGUUCUGAUUCUCUGUUUCAGCAGGUAAGACAACUGGGUGGUCUAUGGAAACUGCCUGCGGUGGGAGAGUCCUCUGGUCGCCUUCCUCUUUCGGCCACUACAUGAUAUUUCUCAGUAACCCUUACAGUCCCUUCCUGUCCCGCAUGUGU